Molecule: messenger RNA, 1951 nt
Organism: Diachasma alloeum
Lineage: Eukaryota; Metazoa; Arthropoda; Insecta; Hymenoptera; Braconidae
Gene: Acph-1
Product: prostatic acid phosphatase
Exons: 6
Coding region: 191-1447 (418 amino acids)
Biological process (GO): dephosphorylation
Molecular function (GO): phosphatase activity
Source: RefSeq, a predicted model, not a curated record
UCCCCGCGUUAAGCAUUCAGUAUUCCACAGGUUGUCCGUUAUUUCGGGUGCAUUUUCCCCCUAGAAUAGAUUCUCAAACACUUUCGGUCGCCCCAGAAACCCCGAUGAUGUCUCAAAGCCAGUGAAACUCUCUCCUAGAUUCAAAUUUCCUCGAAACAUCUCAUUAAAUCCCAUUAUUAAAUUAGUCGGUAUGCAUUAUCUUCUAUUAUUUAUGGUCGCCAUUGUUCUUCCCUCGUCUAGAGCGGGGGAUCCGGAGCUGGGGAAUAUCAUCUUCGCUAAUAUCCUCUUCAGACAUGGGGAUCGGACCCCUCUGGAUCCUUUCCCGACUGAUCCCUGGAGGAAUGAGUCACUCUGGCCCGUGCCGUUCGGACAACUGACUAAUCUGGGAAGACACCAGCACCUGGAGCUCGGCAGGUGGUUCAGGGCGAGAUACGACCACAUAUUACCCAGGAAAUACUCCCUGUACGAUAUCUACGUGCGCAGCACAGAUGUGGAUCGCACGUUGAUGUCGGCAGAGGCGAACCUUGCUGGGCUGUACCCACCAGUGGGUGAUCAGGUUUGGGACGAGCUCAAGUGGAUGCCAAUACCCGUUCACACAACACCGGAGAAGGAGGAUAACGUCGUCUCCGGGAAGAAGUACUGCGCUAGGUACAAUUACGAGUUGAAUCGAGUUCUCAACUCCCCGAAAAUGCAAAAACUCAUAAAAGAUCAUCAGCAGCUGUUCGAUUUCCUCACAAAGAAAGCGGGGAAGAGGAUUGAUGAUCUGGAGCAGCUGAAUUACUUGUACGAUAAUUUAUUUAUUGAGAGUCUUUAUAACAGAACUCUACCAGAAUGGACCAAAUCUGUUUAUCCGGAUAAACUGCAACCGCUUGCGGCUCUGAGUUUUCAAACUCAGGCGAAUAAUAAAAUUUUGCAGAGACUCAGAAUGGGAUUGUUAGUGAAAGAAAUGGUGGAUCACAUGAUCGAGAAAUCAAAAAAAGCUCUCGUACCUGACAGAAAAUUGUUCAUGUACUCAGCUCAUGACGAAACUGUUGCGAAUCUCCUGAUGACUCUUGGGCUCUUCGAGCCCCAUUGUCCGCCCUAUACAGCAACAAUUCUCAUAGAACUGAGACUGAACUCGAGGAAACAGCACGUUGUAACGAUCUCGUACAAGAAUUCAACAGCAGAACCGAUUCUGCUGACCCUCCCAGGCUGCAUCCCAGCCUGUCCUCUCUCCCAAUUCGUGAAAUUGACCAAAGAUAUAAUACCAGAGGACUGGGAUAAAGAGUGCUUAAUCACGUGGGAUACUUAUGGCGUGGAUUUCAGUAUUUCGACCAUUUUAGGUAUCAUGAUGUUCGCCAUUCUCCUUCUGAUCUUCGUCGUACUCCUCAUCAUCUCGUUUGUCUUUUGGCAUUACAAACGAGUCCAUUGUCAGUAUUACACCCGUCUCUCCACGGAUCCAAUUUAAUCUUAAUCCACCCCAAAUUCAAUCGACCUGAAGCAAUGAUCAGGACUCGUCACACGAAGAUGACAAAAUUGUUUUCAAUCUAUUUUUGCAUACGUUUAUAUGCUACCAAGGGGCCCAAGGACGUAUCUACCUCAUCAAGAAUGUCGAGAGUAGAUUUUUCCUUUUACUUUUCAUAAUAUUCUAGCGAAUAUCUCGACAUGCACGUGAUAAUUAUUGAGAUUUAUCGAAUCAAAGGCCAACAACUAUAGAAAUAUCAUUAUAAAACAAUGAAAACUCUAUUUUUGACGUAAUUUAUUGGAAAUUUACGCAUAACGUGGAGUAUUACUCCGAAUAUACUUUUAAAAGAAUAAGUCAAAUGGAUCUGCCGAUCGAAAAGCACGGAAAUUCAUUUAAAAACACCUCUUGGAUGUAUUUAUGCGUAACGCAUUCAGAGAUAUUUUCGUUGUUAAAUGAAUGUUGAAGCAUAAUUCAGUGUGAUAAUAAAAUACUAUGAGUAACAGAAUA